Quercus lobata is the source of this 2203-nucleotide messenger RNA. RefSeq lists its product as uncharacterized. NCBI's taxonomy places the organism in Eukaryota, Viridiplantae, Streptophyta, Magnoliopsida, Fagales, Fagaceae. The transcript has 9 exons. The coding region runs from base 194 to 2068 and encodes 624 amino acids. The record is from RefSeq and is a predicted model, not a curated record. Gene Ontology annotation, molecular function: zinc ion binding.
UAAAUAAAUUGAGAGAAGGUACAAGUCCGACACAGCGCGAAAACUGAGAUUUGCGAGUCUGCAGAGAAGGAGAAGAAGAAGAAGAGACUCAACUAGAAAUUAAUUCACAUUGAGAUUUCACUGAAUCUUUGGCCCUUUCAGAAACCCUAACCCUAAUUUCCCUCUUCAACAGCGAGCUUUGGUUCUCAGCGAAAUGGUACCAAAUGAAGGAGAUAUUGCAACAGAAAAACGAAAGGCUGAAGAGCAGUUUGUCUCAGAAGAAAAAAGGAAAAAGAAGAAGAAGAAGAAGCAAGUUGCUACUCCUCGUCCUGCAUGCUCAUGGGUGUACUUCAGCCGGGAGUUUAUCAAAGAGUACAUUGCUUCCCAUCCUGAGUCAUCUGGCCUAAAAGCUGCCACAAAGGCUGCAUCGGAUGCUUGGAAGUCUAUGAGCCUUGAGGAGAAAGCAAAAUACACUAAUCGUGCUCGUGAGGUGUGGGAUAACUACUUGAGUACGGCUCCUGCCCGUACCCCUAAGCCAAGGAAACAGACUAAACUGGUUACAAGAUGCUCUCCUGGACGCUUAUUCAAUGUGUUACAGCGCCUCACACCUGAACAGAAGGCUGCUGUGAAGAGCAUGGGAUUUGGCAGCCUCCUUGGCCUUAGAUGUAGGACACUCCGCCGCAGUUUGUGCCUUUGGCUAUUGGAGAGGUUCAACACUACAAGAUGCAGCUUGGAGAUUUGUGGUGAGAGGAUUCCUUUAUCCCCAAAAGAUGUGGAGCUUGUGAUGGGGUUAGCGGCUAGUGGAAAGGAUGUAGUGAACUCAGGGCCGGAUGAUUUGAUUGCAGUCUUACGUCAUAGUUACAAUGCUUCAAAUCGUGGGAUCUCAGUGCGACUUCUAGAGGAGCGGUUGGCAGCUCCUGAAGCAGGAGAGGAUUUUAAGAGAUCAUUUGUCCUCUAUGCAUUGGGCACCCUUUUGUCUCCAACAGCAAGGCUGGAUGUUAGCCCAUCGUUCCUCCACUUUUUGACGAAUAUGGAUGUUGUCCAUCAGUACAACUGGGGGAAAUUUUUACUUGAUCGGCUAGUUCGAGAAGUAUCUCGCUUUCGUCAAGGGAAGCAACGGGCAGUUGGUGGUUGCCUUUUGUUUCUCCAGCUCUUUUACUAUGAGAGUAUCUCUGUUGAUGGACUUGGUCCUUUGGCCACUGCAGUUGUUCCAUGCUUGUCUUCAUGGGGUGAGGAUGAGAUUACUGAGAGAGAGAAACGAGAAAGAAAGCUUGGUGGUUAUGGUUUAGGAGAGGUGAUUUUUAAGGAGAGAUGCCUUGGUAUGGAGUACCCAGAGUGUAGAGAUCAAUUGGAUGGCCCACCAGUAGACAGCAUAAGCACGGGGGUUGAGCGUGGUCCUCUUUUUGAGCAGGAGGGGGGGACCCAGGCUGACGAAGAACAAAUAAAUGGGGAAAUCACCAUGGAUGAGGGAGAUAUGCCAGUUCUUGUCAGGAAUAAAAAUGUAGUCUGUGGGGAUAUUGCGGUGGUGGUUGAUUCAGUUAGAGUGCCGUGCCGGAAUAAAGAGUACGGGUGCAAUGAAACAGUGGAUUACAUGAAUAAUGACCAUGAAGAAACAUGCACCUAUGCACCAUGUUCAUGUCCACUUCUAGACUGCAACUUUGUGGGCUCAUCUGAUCAAUUGUCACUACACUUUAGUAGUAAACAUUGGGAUUCUGGAAGGCGCUUCAGGUACAAUAGUCCAUUGGCUGUCUCCGUAGGAAUGAAUGAGCAAUUCCUUGUUCUUCAAGCAGAGGAUGACGGUGUUCUUUUUCUCCUUAACAAGGGUGUUGAAAGGAUAGGGAACACGGUCAUGAUAACUUGUAUUGGGCCAAGCUCAUCAAAGGAAAGGUUCUUGUAUGAUCUUGAAUCAGUGAGAGGAAGCAGCUCUUUGAGAUUAAAAUCAGCAACACACAAUUUUCCUGGAUGGCUCGAGGAUUUUCACCCAACAGAUUUUCUUCUGAUUCCAUUUUGUUUUCUUGGUAGUUCUGGGCAUAUCAAUUUGGACGUUUGUAUAUGGAAUUCUGCAGAACUUUGUGCAGAUUGUCCUUAAUAAGUCAUUUGCAAAUGUAGUAGUAGUGUACAGCUUAAUGACUACUGGUCAGUCUAGUACCCCUGACACCCCCCCUCUCUCUCUCUCUCUCACAGGUUUAUAUCUGAGGUCUUGGGAAAUAUACUUUGUAAAUUA